Cyphellophora attinorum is the source of this 1539-nucleotide messenger RNA. RefSeq names its product Autophagy-related protein 17. The transcript has a single exon. NCBI's taxonomy places the organism in Eukaryota, Fungi, Ascomycota, Eurotiomycetes, Chaetothyriales, Cyphellophoraceae. Gene Ontology annotation, cellular component: Atg1/ULK1 kinase complex; phagophore assembly site. Gene Ontology annotation, biological process: piecemeal microautophagy of the nucleus; autophagy of mitochondrion; autophagy of peroxisome. The record is from RefSeq and is a predicted model, not a curated record. Gene Ontology annotation, molecular function: molecular adaptor activity; protein kinase activator activity. Bases 1 to 1539 code for a protein of 512 amino acids.
AUGUCGCUACCAGUGUCUACUGCGUCACUCAAUCGUGCAUCAAAUGCAUCGUCGCCGUCUCAGUCGGGGCAACAGGCAGGUCCUGUCACCAUCGAUACCCUGAUAUCGUACCUUGUCGCAGCGAAGCGCUCCCUCUCCAGUAUCCACCAUGUCCAUCGUGCAACUACUGUCCUUGCGGAGGCCCGCUCCGCUAUCGAGUCCACUGCCGCGUUGAUCGCCCGCACUACGUACCUCCGCAGGAGUCUACAGUCCCAAUUGAAGAUCUUGCGGGGCAUACAGUAUGAACUUGAAGGCUCCGCAAAUGCUGUCCAGGGCGAGUUCCAGGCUUUGAUACAAGAACUGGACGCUGCGGGCAAGAGUCUUGAGCACACUAUUCAGCGUCUCAAAAGCACGAGAAUAGAGGAUGCUUUCAAGCCACCUCCCACACCGUCUGAAGAUCAGACCUCCGCGGUCGCCCCAAAAGACACUCUCUACGACUUCGUCGAGGAGUCGCCCGCGGAGCAGAUCCGCGAUGCCAUGAAAGAAGUCAUUGACACCGUCCAGGACAACCAGGAAGAGACCACUGCCUCCAUCCGCAAUCUCGAAGACGAUCUUCAGAUCAUCAACGACCUCCUUACAGAUAGACAAGAUACUUCCACAUCCAUAUCCGACGACUAUGUACCUCCAGACCUCACUCACCUCCUUCGACAGCUCGAGUCUUACGCUCACUCGAUGGCCCAAUCACUGGAGUCACUGGUCAAGCACUUCGACCUCUGCGCAACUGCUAUCAAGCAUACUGAGGGCGCAGGCGCCGCUGUCUUGCGCAAGUACAAGGCAGGCAAUCUCCCAGCUGACGUCGACGUUAUCAACGAGGUCGAAGGGCCCACCGAGCCCAUGAAUGACGCAGAGCGUCUCGAAAUGCUGUCUGUCCUCCAGAAUGACGCUGCUGAAGUCGACGACGUUGUCUUGGAGAUUGCCGGCCAAGCUGAUGACAUGGACGCCCACCUCAAUGAGAUUCUACACUGGCGCCGCCGCCAUGAGCGCACCCACAGGGACGUGUCUGUGGAGGCGUUCCGCCGCCUUGAAACUCUAGGCGCGAAGCUGAGCGGCUUUGUAGCGGCUAGCAACGCCGCUGCGCAGCGAUGGGCCGCCUCCCGCGAGUCUCUCAACGAUGGCAUCGCGGGCAUGGAGGAUCUAGAAGCCACGUACACGAAUUUUCUGCACGCAUACGACCGCCUCAUCAUCGAGGCAGCACGUCGGCGGUCCGUCAAGAAGCAAAUGGAGCGCAUUGUGGAGGACAGCCAGCGGACGCUGGAUAAUUUGUACGAGAAGGAUCUGGGCGAGAGGCAGAUGUUCAGGGAAGAGCUGGGCGACUUCUUGCCAAGCGACAUUUGGGAGGGUCUGCAUCUAGGGCCAGCAAGGUGGGAUGUGAGGCGGGUGGAUCAAGUCAGGGAGGGAAAGGAAGAGGAGGGUUGGCUAAGUGUGCCGGAGCUGGAGAGAGGUGUUGUGGAAGCGGCGUUGAGACGAGUCAGAGCGGAUGGUGAGGCGGCUAGGUCGUGA